AUGUCCAAAACGUUGAAGCGACCGGUGGCUGGCGAACGGCCCAGCUGUUACAUUCCCAAUCGGCUGGAGGAACGUCGGAUUAGGCACCGUACGUUGCGCCUGGAACGGCGCCGAAAGCCGGACAAACCGGACGAUUUCGUGACGUACGAAGAUAGCGACAGCGAGGAGGAAACGCCAAGCCAACAGCAUCAGGUCCUUAGUACAUCGUAUAACUUUGUAGACUACAUCCGCAGCAGAGAAUCAGACUUGCACGAUGAGCGAACGAUCGAUCCGACGUACGCCAGUCGUCACAUCCUGACGCACGACAUGUUCCGCGAAACACCAAUCUCCCUCGGCAACAUCAACAAGGUGUUCUGUUCGCAGUGGCUCAGCAACCGGCAGGUCGUGUUCGGUACCAAGUGCAAUAAGCUGUUGGUGUACGACGUGAACAUGCGGCGGGUGGAUGCGAUUCCGACGCUACCGAACAGCCACGGAGCGAGCCCCGACACACAGUCCGGUAUACACGCGUGCCAGAUCAAUCCGAGCCACAGUUUGCUUGCGACCGGUGCGAGGCAUUCGGCCGACAUCGCACUGUACCGGCUGCCAACGAUGGAUCCGCUCUGUAUCGGCGAAAAUGCACACCGUGACUGGGUGUUUGAUAUGUGCUGGUUGGACGAUCAGUUCCUGGUGUCAGGGUCGCGCGAUACCAAGCUAGCCCUGUGGCGUGUCAACGAGGAUCUGAUGGAGUUUCCCGAGGCAAAGGACGGCGAGGAAGAGCAGGACGUGCCAACGUAUGCGCACAUUUCGCCCGUUGCGGUGAAGGAUUGCCGUGGGGCGCAAAAGAUCCGUGCAAUUUGUUUCAACAAAGAGUAUCGGGAGCUAGCGCUGCUUUCCCUGAAUGGAUACAUGCAUCUUUUCAAUGCGGAAACGUUCUCACAAAAGCUUUCCCGGAAGCUACCCAACUGUCAGGAAAAUGUGUGCAUAGCCUGCCAACCGAACGGAUUGUACGCGGUUGGGUGUCGUUCGUACACGUUGCUGCUGGACCCUCGGACACUGCAGGCCGUGAAAAAGAUUGCAUCCCGGUACAGUGGUUACGGUAUACGGUCAGCCAGCUUCCAAGGAAACAUCCUCACCAUCGGUACCGGGAUGGGCAUGCUGAUGUUUUUCGACAUCCGAGCGGGCAAAUAUCUCGAAUCGUGCAUCAACUCUUCCCGCACGGUGGUACUGAAAGCUAGCAAAGGCUAUGUGGCCCAAUUUCCGGACGAAGAAAUGGAUGGAUUCCAACAAAACAAGUACUUGCCUGCUAUCUACACACACUGCUACGACAGCAGUGGUACGCGCCUGUUCACUGCUGGCGGACCGUUACCAGCCACGCUUAUAGGAAACUAUGCAGGUAUCUGGCAAUAA
This is a messenger RNA of Anopheles maculipalpis, 1386 nucleotides long. RefSeq names its product DDB1- and CUL4-associated factor 12 homolog (gene DCAF12). The record is from RefSeq and is a predicted model, not a curated record. The transcript has 3 exons. Gene Ontology annotation, molecular function: protein binding. Lineage: Eukaryota; Metazoa; Arthropoda; Insecta; Diptera; Culicidae. Gene Ontology annotation, cellular component: Cul4-RING E3 ubiquitin ligase complex. The coding region runs from base 1 to 1386 and encodes 461 amino acids.